CGGUCUUCUUUAAAUUUGGCAUUGACACUGAAUCUUCGAGUUGUUUUGUUUGGAUAAUUUCUUGAAAUAUUUACAUAAUUCCUUAAAUUUAGAUUUCUUAGUUUAUUAUUUAUUUUUAAAUAUUAAAUAUGUCUUGUUUAAAAAAGAAACGUAAACCAAUGGUUCCUUUAAAAACUUUAGAUAUCAUAUUCAGACGACGAUAUGUGCCAAAUACCCAGCAUUACUUUGCUAACAGAAAGCAUGCUGUUGACGCCGGUGAGCCCAAGCCAAAGCGGGUUAGACCUUUUAAAGUGCCAAGAUCUGAAAAAUUAUUGUCAUACAUAAAGUAUAGUGACAGAAAGGAGAAAGUUUGUGCACGCGAAAGGCUAAGUCAACCUUUACAUCUGAAAGACAACUUGAGAAUGGCUGCAACUAGAGACAUAUCAAAGAGACUUUUUUUAGAAGAACCAGAAGACGACGUUAGGGCAGUUGUUGAAAUUCAUCCAGAAUUCUAUACCGUUAUUGAAGGCCGACCGUUAAGAUGUUUUGACGAUAUAAAAGUAUAUUUGAACAAUAUUCGUGCCUACGCUAUGUUUCGCCAACAAAUUGGUUAUCGUCGGGAUCUACUUUUGAAAAUAGAGCAAAGCGUGGUAGAAGAAUCGAGAAUACACGACGGAAUAGUCGAAGAGUUAAAAGAACACAUUAAAAAUUUCCAAAAGUUUCUCACUGAAGACUACAAAAAAGCUUGUGCAAAGGUCUCAAAAGCAGAAAAAGUUUUUACAGAUUUGGUGGCGAAAACGAAUGAGUUUCUUGGUUAUGUUUCAAAACGGACAUUACUCAAUAACAAAGUUUUUAAAUUAGACGCAAUAAGGAAUGUUUUAAAAAUUUAUAGAAGGUACCUAAUAUUUGUAGCUCCACUUUCUUGGAGACAACAAUAUGAUGAAACGUUGCGUGGCAAAGUUCAAUCAAUUCAAUUUGAAUAUGGGACAUUUGCAACUGACACUGAAGAUGAUUUGGUGGAAACGUUAGAUAUUGAUAAAAUUAUAGAUGCAGCCAAAAUAGAACUUCAAAAUCCUUUACCUAAUUAUUUGUUUUUUAAAACGCCUGAACAAACUUUAUCUAUGUUUCGUACGAUGGAAUUACAAAGCAGAGAAUAUUUGAAACAAUUAGCAAAUACCGAUGCCCCUUACCGGUUAUUACAAGAUAGAAUCAAGCAAUUAAUUCUUGCAACAAAACAAGAACUUGAUUAUUUUCAAUAUUAUAUCGAUACCAUAAAUGAAGCAAUAUCUAGAGAAACACACAAUGAAAAUCAUUUGCAAGAGAAGUUCUUUCGCAUACUAAAUGAUACAUUUUACGACAACAUAGCGAGUUUCAAUACAUUAAAAUUGAAAAUAUGUAUAGAAUAUGUAUAUGAACAAGUAUUUGGGAAAUGUGAAGAGGGUCACCAAACUCUUCAAGAUCCUAUGAAAAUUUUGGAAGUUAUGUAUGAAGAUUAUAACUUGCGUUUAGAUUCCUUGGAUUUCAAGAUAGUCAACCAAGCAAAGAGUGAUUUCUUCGCUCAAGAUUUAAGAAUGUUAAGAAAUGCAUAUGCAGCCCAACGAGAACUAAGAGCUUUUAGAGAAAUGACUAACGCUAUGAAUAAGGCAUUCUUGCCACCAGCUAAAUAUACAAGACCAGUUUUCAAAAAAUUUGUGAGUAUGAGGGAUCUCAGACUUAUAAAAUCUGCUGAAAGAAGGAAAUCGAUGGCAAUGUUUUCAAGUCGAAAAGUAAGACCUAGAUUUAAAAUAUCUGCAGAAGAAAGGGAAGGUUUGCUUAUGUUCACAGAGUGGUGCGAAGGGACCGAUCCAGCGCCAUUUUUAAAAGAAUACUACGCUUAUGUAAAACCUGCAUUUCAAUGGGUACCUCGUAAAUCCGUGAUGUACUAAUAACGAUUUAUUUAUUUAUUUCUUAUUUGUAAUAUUCAUAAUAUUAAUAAAUUUAUACAAGUA
Plodia interpunctella (Indianmeal moth) is the source of this 1967-nucleotide messenger RNA. RefSeq lists its product as uncharacterized. The transcript has a single exon. The coding region runs from base 129 to 1904 and encodes 591 amino acids. The record is from RefSeq and is a predicted model, not a curated record. Lineage: Eukaryota; Metazoa; Arthropoda; Insecta; Lepidoptera; Pyralidae.